GUUUUAUCAUCUUCUCUUGUUUUGUGUUGUCAAUGCCGGCGGUGUUGUAUGAUGAAGAAGACGACGACGAAGGCAACCACGACGACAAACAAUCCAAUUCGAAUUCGAAUUCGAAUUCCAAUUCCCAACGCAUCUGAAAUUUGAUCAGUCGAGUAGCCGUAUCCUCUCCACCGUAGAAAAAGACCGGAAGUACGAUCAUAUUUUGGCAGAAGGAGACUGAAGCAGUCAUUCGAUUUCGAUCCAGGGCGCAGUUUUCUCCCGGCGUCUGACUUACAAAGAGCAUUAUUAGCUGCACUUGCGGCAGAAAUGGCCGACAUCACCGUUAUCAUGGGCGUCACCGGCGCUGGAAAAUCGACCAUAGGGGAGAUGCUGGCGAAAUCCAUGGGCUGUCCGUUCCUUGAUGCGGAUGAUUUCCACCCUCCCUCUAAUAAAGAUGCACCGGGGUAUCCCUCUCUCGGACGAAGAUCGGAUCCCGUGGCUCGAGACGCUGCGGGACGCCCUACGCGAGUUCCUCCUCAAGGGGAAUGCCGUGGUUCUUGGCUGCUCCGCUCUGCAGAAGCACUACAGGGAGAUCCUUAGAUCGUCCGAUCCUGACUAUCGGCCGGGGAUGUACGGGACUUGCCGGGUGAAGCUCGUGCUGUUGGAUGCCAAGCCCGAGGUCCUCACCGCUCGGCUCAAGGCGAGGGCUGCUCAAGGGACGCACUUCAUGCCCGCUUCGCUGCUGCAGUCCCAGCUGGAGCUGCUCCGAAUCGAGGAAGACGAAGGAAUCAGGAAGGUCGAUGCCAGCCAGACCCCUCAAGCUAUAGUAACCAGCAUUCUCCGGUCGGGGCUCUCGAAUCACAGCCAUGAGCUCUGAACGCCAUAUCUUUGCAUGGAACAGGCAGAGUAUAAAUUUACUGAACCUACAUGAUUCUUUAUUUUAGAAGGAGAGAAUUGGCUUUGGAUUUAGCCAGACCGGGUUGGUUCUAUCCCGCAGUUGGCCAAGUCAUUCUUGGCUUCGUUCCGACCGGAGCUCAAGCUACUGUACAAGGUGAAUGCUCAUAAGACAAACUGCAUCGACAAGUAGAAAGGCCUUCGAACGUUCACUUCUAGUUCCGACGACGUGAAUGUGAACGUUUCAGGCCACUAUCAGUGCUGAGUUUUGGAUAGAAGCUUCAUUUAGGUAAGGUAGUGGCUCGACCGGCUAGCGAGCAGAAGCAUGAAUUGAUGAAUUAAGCAUUAAUUUCUGGUAA
This is a messenger RNA of Punica granatum (pomegranate), 1232 nucleotides long. Lineage: Eukaryota; Viridiplantae; Streptophyta; Magnoliopsida; Myrtales; Lythraceae. The record is from RefSeq and is a predicted model, not a curated record.